Molecule: messenger RNA, 495 nt
Organism: Papilio machaon (common yellow swallowtail)
Lineage: Eukaryota; Metazoa; Arthropoda; Insecta; Lepidoptera; Papilionidae
Product: allergen Tha p 1-like
Exons: 2
Coding region: 1-378 (125 amino acids)
Source: RefSeq, a predicted model, not a curated record
AUGACGUUUAAAGUAGUCAUGCUUUGUUUUGUAGCAACUGUUUUUGCUGCACAAUAUACUGAUACAUACGAAAAUAUUAAUUUUAAAGAAAUCGUGGAGAACAAAAGAAUAUUACUUUCAUAUGCGAAUUGUGUUUUAGAAAAAGGAAAAUGCAGUCCGGAGGGCAAAGUGCUUAAAGAAAAUAUAAAGGAUGCAAUCGACACGGGGUGUGAAAAGUGCACGGACGCUCAAAAAGACGGCAUUGCGGUUAUGAUUCGAAAUUUGAUCAAAAACGAGCCAGAUCUUUGGAAUGAACUCGCAGCAAAGUACGACUCAACAGGCAAGUGGAGGAAGGCAUACGAAGACAAGGCCAGAAAAUUAAGCAUCAUUGUAACUUAAAAGACAAUCAUUUACAUAUGUUUAAUUGAAAUAGAAACCUUUAAUUUCUGUCAUAUUAUAAUAAAAAUAAUAAGAAUAAUCACGAUAUAUUCUAAAGGCUUUUAUUUAUGAGUCUAU